Messenger RNA from Neomonachus schauinslandi (Hawaiian monk seal), 1277 nucleotides. RefSeq names its product IMP U3 small nucleolar ribonucleoprotein 4 (gene IMP4). The record is from RefSeq and is a predicted model, not a curated record. Gene Ontology annotation, molecular function: snoRNA binding; rRNA primary transcript binding. Gene Ontology annotation, cellular component: nucleolus; Mpp10 complex; small-subunit processome. Lineage: Eukaryota; Metazoa; Chordata; Mammalia; Carnivora; Phocidae. The coding region runs from base 306 to 1181 and encodes 291 amino acids. Gene Ontology annotation, biological process: rRNA processing. The transcript has 9 exons.
GCAUCCUGCACAGCAGUGAUAAGUAAUGAAGCCAUGCACCGACAUCUUUAGUAAGGGCGAUCCUAGCGACGUGACAAAGUUUUGACGCCAGCCUACUGGCUGUUCCAAUAAGCAUGCGCCUCCAGAUUGGCCAAUCGCCUUGCGACUCCCAACCCACCCUCCGUCAUCUUAACAUUGGGCACUCUCGACAGUAGCAGAGUGUAGCGAAGCCUCCAGCGACCAUCUUGGUUGAGGGCAGAAUCGAGGGUGGCGUUGCUUACGCUGCCCCGGCAUUCUCCUGGACUCACGUGGAAGUCGCGCUCAGGAUGCUGCGUCGUGAGGCCCGCCUUCGCCGGGAGUACCUGUACCGCAAGGCCCGCGAGGAGUCGCUGCGAACCGCCCAGGAGAGGAAGGAGAAGGUUCGGCGCGCCCUGGAAGAGAAUCGCCUGAUUCCCACCGAGUUACGCAGGGAGGCUCUGGCCUUACAGGGUUCCCUGGAGUUCGAUGACGCCGGCGGUGAAGGUGUGACCAACCACAUGGAUGAUGAAUAUCGAUGGGCAGGGGUCGAGGACCCUAAGGUCAUGAUCACUACCUCCCGAGACCCCAGUUCCCGCCUCAAGAUGUUUGCAAAGGAGCUGAAGUUGGUGUUCCCAGGUGCCCAACGCAUGAACCGUGGCCGGCAUGAGGUAGGGGCACUGGUGCGAGCCUGCAAAGCCAAUGGUGUCACCGACCUGCUGGUUGUCCAUGAGCAUCGAGGCACACCUGUGGGGCUCAUUGUUAGCCACCUGCCCUUCGGCCCUACUGCUUACUUCACACUGUGCAAUGUGGUCAUGCGGCACGACAUCCCUGACCUGGGCACCGUGUCCGAGGCCAAGCCUCACCUCAUCAUGCAUGGCUUCUCCUCCCGACUAGGCAAGCGGGUCUCCGACAUACUCCGUUACCUAUUCCCUGUGCCCAAAGAUGACAGCCACCGGGUCAUCACCUUCGCGAACCAAGAUGACUAUAUCUCCUUCCGGCACCAUGUGUAUAGGAAGACCAGCCACCGCAGUGUGGAGCUGACCGAGGUCGGACCUCGCUUUGAACUGAAGUUGUACACGAUCCGCCUGGGCACGCUGGAGCAGGAGGCCACAGCCGACGUGGAGUGGCGCUGGCACCCAUACACCAACACGGCACGCAAGAGGGUCUUUCUGAGUGCUGAGUGAACCCGCUCGCUGGUCAGGACGUGGGCCUGGACCCAGGACUCGGGGAGCGGUCAGAAUAAAGUCUGUGUGCCACACCACCCCCUCUGCCUCUGUGUG